CAGGCACUGGUCCAAUAAGGGGGACUUUCCCCUACAUAGUUCUGCGGACUCUUCUAAAGUGGCUGUAAAGGUGCCAUCUUCUUUCUUUAGGAAACCUGGUUGAUGUGAGUAGUCCUUCGAAAGAACUCUCUUCAGCCUUGCAGCCGAAGCAGUCGACGUUAUGUCGCUGCAGAAGGAUCCCCACAUUUCCCGUUUCCUCUUUCUUAAUUCUUUCUUAAACUCUUUCCGGUGUUCUUUAUAGGCUUCCCAGUCCUCACUUUUCUUAGUGUUUUUUGCUCUAUUGAAAAGUUUUCUUAGCCCCGAUUGAAGUAGGCUGAGCCUUCGGUUCCAACAUGGUGUACCUUUGCCCAGGCCUUCCUUCUUUAGGAGGCAACUUUUCUUAUAAGCUGACAUCAGAGAAUCGUUGAUAAUGGUCAAAGUUUUCUCCAUGUCUUCUCUCGAUUUAUACUCUAUUGGUACCGACGGUACGGAGACAGUCUGUCUUCGUCUUCCAGUUCUUCGUUGUAUAAAGCUCAGUUCGUCAGCCUAGGUUUCCUGUUCGUCUUUGGCUCUAUGUCUAUACAUAAUCCAUCUAUGGUCUGACACUGACCCCUCCUUGGAGACGCCCCAUUCCAUUAUAUACUGUGAGAUAUCCCAUGUAACCAGUGUAAUAUCUAUUACUGACUGACUACACGAUGUUAGAUUUGUUGCCAAAAGAUAUUCAGCUAGUGUUUUCCUCUUUCAUUGGUAUCUUUGCUCCCCCAGAGCAGACAGUGGGCGCUUGCAUCGGUCACAGUGGUUCACCAAAUUCGCCAUCUCCCAUGUUGGACAUGGUUCAUGUUCCCCCUGUGGUAAGUACACGGAUGCUAUUACAAGUUGCUCUUCGCCUCUUCCAAUGUUACACUUAACAUGUACCGCAGCCACAUUCCUAGAGCUGACCUGAGGUAAGAGGAUGGCUUUAAUAUUCCUGGGAAUAUAAAUGCAUAUCCUUGGAGAUUCUAUUGUGAUACCCCUAAAUCAACAGUGCCAUUUAAAUUGCUCAACCCCGAGAUCCUGGAUUUUACUUUGGAUUAUUGUUAUAGUAUCCUGCAUCUUGUCUAGACGACGACACAAAACAGUCGUCGCCGCGCCGUGCGACAAUGUUGCAGGUUAAUCUGGAUGAAAUCUCUGCAACCAAAAAUCUCAUGCCUAUUUUAGGAGACACGAGGCUUAUGUCUCAGCUCAUGUGUCAUAGUUUCCGAGCUUCGAAAAAUUAAAAAAACUUUCUCUCAAUGGAAACCGCUGAAGGACUUUUCGCUAAGCGAUACGACAACAAAGAAAACACUUGUGAAAAUCCAUCCGCAUCAAACAUAAUCGUAAAUGUGCGUUCUCCAGCAAAGAAAAAACUGUACCAUCUGAUUCAACCGUACCAGAAAAACUUUUACAACCAAAAGCCAUGCGACGAGCCCAUAGACUUAACUCGUGGUCCUAAUCGCAACAUUAAAAUAGAAGAACCAGAAGUGACUCCAUCCAAGCUCUUCAUCAAACCACGGGGACGUCGACCCAAGCUAUUUUGUCAAAAUAGCAUUCCAGACCACAACCAGCUCCAGGGAUUCUUCAAAGAUGUCAUAGAACUACAAGCCACUGAAACUAAACAAGCUGAAAUUCUCAAAGCUGCAAAGUCGUUGUUUUCCAAGAGAACCAGAACCUUGUAUCAUUGGAUGUAUCCAAAUACACCCAAACAACAAAUCAAAAUGGCAGUUGCUAACUCCUGGGAUAAUCUUGGGGUGCAAGAAAAGCAGUUUUACAUAUCUCAGGUUUUAGUGAGAUUUGGGUUUCCUCAGUGUAGUUUGAUGGUGAAUCCGCAAUUAGGUGGAAUUAAAGAGUUGCCUCCCCUUCCAGACACCAUGAACGGAAAUAAUUAUUCUGCAAGAGAAUUGCAAACUGCUUUGUCGAGUAUUUCAGGUGCUGCAACUGGUUCUUCGACUGGUGAAAGUAAGAGGCGUCAGGGAAGACCUCCCGGUAGCAAAAAUAAAAAAAACAAAAAUGAACUACUAACGUAUAAACUCACAAAAGAUUUUCAAGACGAUCCAGAAUUGAGUAAAGAAUUAGAGAAAUUUGCCAUUUCGUUCGAUUGUUUCAAAUAA
Messenger RNA from Zophobas morio, 2105 nucleotides. RefSeq lists its product as uncharacterized. The record is from RefSeq and is a predicted model, not a curated record. The transcript has 5 exons. The coding region runs from base 1251 to 2105 and encodes 284 amino acids. Lineage: Eukaryota; Metazoa; Arthropoda; Insecta; Coleoptera; Tenebrionidae.